AUGGCUUUCACCAUGCAGACACAGGUGAACUUGGCGUCUCCUGCUUCGCCGCUAUCGCUGCGGGCCACGCCGCGAGUUGUAGCCACACCGCCGAGGAAGUUGAAGAAGAACGAGCCAGUCACCAGUGCACUGGUGCUCGUGGCCGUAAUCUUCUUCGGUGUAUUGUUGGCCCUUAUGCUCAUGGCCUUCUUCGCCUACGCACCACUGCUGUGCGCGUCCUGGCUCGGCAUCUUGUACGUCAUCGGGCUCUACUUAUCCACCGAGUCCAAAUGGCGCUGGCACGACGCGCAGGAGUUCGAAAACCGCUUCUGGACCGGCACCGCCUUCAUGUUCAGCGCCGCGGUGCUUUACAUCAAAGACUCACCGCUCGCCGUCGGUCAGUGGAGCUCCUCGCUCGGUCUCGUGCUCGUCUUCGGCUUCACCUCGAGCGUGCACUAUUUCGACAGAUUCCUGCACCGCCAGAAGAUCAGUCACCGCCCGAGACUCAAGCUAACCACCCGACAAAUGUCAUCUAAUUUAUUCAAGUACAAAGCCACAGCCGAAGAGAAGACGCAGCUCGUCAUGGAGUGCGUGAGUCGCAUCGACCGCCAUUAUUUACCCAGUACCAUAAACAGUUUUAUCAACUUCUCAGAGGUCAAGCGGCGAGAGCUGAAGAUCUUCCGGAUUCUCGCUGGAGCAGGGAAAGACGAGCUCAACUAUAUUCUGAACCACACUCAACUAGCUCUGCUCUUCUACAAAGUUAAGGACCACUCGAACGUGCGUGAAGAUCAAAGCCGUACACUCAUUCUCGACUUAUUGUGCACCACACGACUGGCAGAUUUGUCUAUCAUGUCUCGAGCGGUACUACUGGAUGCGAUGAUGGUUAUGAAGAUCAGUGCUCACCCGAUGGCUGAAAAAUGGGUGCGCAAUAUUAUUUUAAAGACCCAGGGAGACGAUCUGAGCAACCUCAAGGCAUACACGGACGCAAAAGGGGAUUUCCACAGCAUGCACAAGCUGGUAUUUAACGACAUUCGUGAUCCAACCAUCCGUGCUGAUAUCCUGAGCCACAUUCAACGGGAAGCUAGCGUUCAGAUCGCACACAUGCGGCUGGGAACGAAGCGAGGUCGUAGUCGCAAGCAACAGGCGUGGAGAAAAGUAUUGAGUGAUGUGGAUGAUACGCUGUACUCCUCAGGUGGACGCUAUCCAGCAGGUUUGGACACUAGAUACCCUCGACACACUCUGUAUCCGGGAGUUCUGCCUUUCUAUCGUGAGCUGGACAUGGGUACUGUUGGGCCUGACGAGUGGACAGAUGAUCGUAUUGGCAAUCUAGUAUUUCUCUCAGCUCGUCCACACGUGUACAAGGAUGUGUCAGAGAAGAAAUCCUACGCGAAAUUUGCUGCACUACACGAGAAGAUGGGGAUGCACACGCUUCCUACGAUGCUUGCUGGCAAUCUGACAUCCGGCCGUGCGUUCAUGUGGCAAGGAGAUCUGGAGCCCAUGGCGCAGAAGAAGUUCGAGAACUUUAGUGAAUUCUACCAGCUCUAUCCGGAGUUCAAGCACGUAUUUGUCGGUGACAACGGCCAAGGAGACGUGCGUGCGGCGGAGUUGAUUGUGGAGAAAUUCGGACCUGAUGCAUUGGAGGCCGCCUUUUUCCAACGUGUGCAGCCAAUGGAGAAAAUAUUCAACUACCACUCGAAGGAGGACUUGGAACGUUGGCGAAAGAUGAACAUCGUCUUUUUCGACACGUACGUGGGUGCUGCAGUCGAAGCCUAUCGUAUAAAGAAGAUUCGACUCAGUGGGCUGAAGAAAAUCUGCGAUGACGCAGUGAAGUCGUUCGAGGGUAUUACUUGUUGGCUCACUCCGCAAAGUCGAGAACGUGCUCGACUCCUGCUGAACCGUGAUAUCACUGUGGCAAAUGCCCUCAUGUCGAAGAAGUUUGGGCCUUCUCCCUUGGUGAUGAAGCCUCAAGUAUUCGCUCUCAACUCGGUCGUUCGCACACCGAUUGGGCGUGCCAUCGUUCGUAGAUUUCGCGGUACCGAUGGCAUUUAUCAAGUGGACUUGACGGAUUGGUCGUCAUCGAGGACAAGACAGAAACGCGUGGAAGCCUUCUUUCCCGACGACAGUCUCACAGCUUACGUUAGUACGGACAUAUCGCCUUUGACCAAGAGCUCACUGAAUUACGUCAAGUUCUACCGCGCUCCACCUGCAGCAGUCUUUGCACCACACACGCUCGUGAAAACGCUUUUCGAUAUUGGUCGAGUAAUAAGUCACCGCGAAGAAGACGACAUUUACACUGUAUCCAUCCCAGGAGACCACAACAUGCUGCAUAUGGUGGCGUUCUUGAAUUCCGAUGCGCUACAACCUGUGGACGAUGAAUUCCUGGAAAACUACGCAUCAAACGGAUCGAUGUCGCCGCGACUAUUUGCUGGUGUGCGUUCUGGUAUUGGUUUCAUCACGAAGAAGCUCAUCACAUUUGUUCCUGGUGGAUCUGGUGCCAAGCCAUUGUUCGCUAUGACGGUAGUGGUUGAUUCGCCGUUUGGUCGCGGUGUGGUUGUCCACUUUCGGGAAGAAGAUCGAGUCUAUGAACUCCGGUUAUUUAAUAGCGAUACUAGGACUCGGAGUGGUGAGCUGCCGUCGCCACUGAGUGUGUUCGUACAGGAGCGACACCUGCAGUUGUCUUCAGUAUCCCCGCCUCGAAGUCUUCUGUCGCUGCUUGGACUGGGCUCGAGCAGGAAAGGGAUAAGAACAGAUCCUCUUCCUGUUGACUCACGUGUUACCACAGCAUACGGAGAGGGUAUCAUUCGCAGCUACCGUGCUGUAGAUGAGGUGUAUGAAGUUGCUUUGAAGGAUUGGACACUUGCGGAUGGUCAUAAGGUUAUGGCAUACAUCUCUUCGCCAGCUUCACUACAACAAAUAGCUCUGUAG
Molecule: messenger RNA, 2904 nt
Organism: Phytophthora nicotianae INRA-310
Lineage: Eukaryota; Oomycota; Peronosporomycetes; Peronosporales; Peronosporaceae
Exons: 1
Coding region: 1-2904 (967 amino acids)
Molecular function (GO): phosphatidate phosphatase activity
Source: RefSeq, a predicted model, not a curated record